Messenger RNA from Saprolegnia parasitica CBS 223.65, 639 nucleotides. RefSeq lists its product as hypothetical. The record is from RefSeq and is a predicted model, not a curated record. The transcript has 3 exons. Bases 1 to 639 code for a protein of 212 amino acids. NCBI's taxonomy places the organism in Eukaryota, Oomycota, Saprolegniomycetes, Saprolegniales, Saprolegniaceae. Gene Ontology annotation, cellular component: zeta DNA polymerase complex.
AUGACGACGCUGGUCGACCUCGUCGUCGAGUUCCUCGAAGUCGGGGUCCACGAAUUCAUCUACGGCUGGCAAGUCUACCCACCAGAGCUCUUCGAGCGCUGUCAAAAGUACAGCGUGCCCGUGCACGCAUGCCGUCAUCCCGCGCUUGGCGAGUACAUUCACACGAUGCUUGAGAGCUGCCGCGCGUGGAUCAGGGACGGCCGAUUGGAGAAGCUUCACGUUGCAAUUCUCGCUGCGUCGGGCGAGGUCCUCGACACGUGCGUCUUCGAGGUCGGUGUCCUCGCCAGCACCAAGGGUGAGCUACCGCUUGUGGCGAUUGAAGAGGCCUUCCGUAAGGCGCUCGUACACAUUGCGUCGGCGCCGGCGGUAGCGGUCGCACCAGCAGGCACGCCGUUCACCAAGUCGUUUCGCUUGUACGUCGAUACGUAUGAGGAGAGCGCGGUGCCCGAGACAAGGGUCCAGGAAGAGCUUCAAAAUUCGUGGGUGCUUGCGCCAGACGAGCCGCACGUGCCGGGUCGGGCGCUGUACCCAAUAGCGUCGACAGCGUCUGCGCUUCCCUUGCGCCUCAACGUCUACGUCGUCCAAGAGCCGCGGCUGCAAUUGACGGGCGAGGCCAGUAGUACGGCAACGACGCCGUGA